Messenger RNA from Psammomys obesus (fat sand rat), 2196 nucleotides. Its product is annotated as zinc finger protein 431-like. The record is from RefSeq and is a predicted model, not a curated record. The transcript has 8 exons. Gene Ontology annotation, biological process: regulation of cytokine production; negative regulation of transcription by RNA polymerase II; regulation of immune system process. NCBI's taxonomy places the organism in Eukaryota, Metazoa, Chordata, Mammalia, Rodentia, Muridae.
AUGGAGCCAGUAUGGCGCCUAGCGGCCCGGGACCCUAGAAGGAUGGUGCCGCGCUGGUCUGAUUCCGCGGGUCUCUGGUACUCCAAGACCGUUUCUUCAAUUCUUUACUUUGGAUAUUAUCCUUCAGUCAGAGAUACGAAUGCAUUGACAUACAAUGAUGUGCAUGUGAACUUCACUCGAGAAGAGUGGGCUUUGCUGGAUCCUUCCCAGAGGAUUCUCUACAAAGAUGUGAUGCUGGAGACCUACAGGAAUCUCACUGCUAUAGGCUACAAUUGGGAAGAUCAUAAUAUUGACGAGCAUUGUCAAAGUUCUAGAAGACAUGUAAGGUAUGAAAGGAGUCAUAUUGGAGAUAACCUCUCUGAAGACAGUCAAUUUGGUGAAGUCUUUGCACAUCAGAGCAGUUCUCACACAUAUAAAAUAACACAUACUGGUGAAGAUCUUUCUGAAUGUAACCAAUAUGGUAAACACUGUGUAUAUAAUAGUGAACUUCAAAUGUAUGAAAAAAUUCAUAAAAGAAUACUUACUAGAGAGAAACCUCAUGAAUGUAACCAAUGUGGUAAAGCCUAUGCACAUAAUAGUACAUUCCUAAUACAUGAAAGAACACACACUGGAGAGAAACCUUGUGGAUGUAACCAAUGUGGUAAAGCCUUUACAUUUACCAGUUAUCUCCUAAGACAUAAAAGAUCUCACACUGGAGAGAAACUAUAUGAAUGUAACCUAUGUGGUAAAGGCUUUGUAUGGAACUGUAAUCUUCUAAUACAUGAAAGAACAAACAAUGGAGAGAAACCUUUUGAAUGUAACCAGUGUGGUAAAGCCUUUGCAUAUAACAGUAAUCUUCUAAGACAUAAAAGGACACAUAUUGGAGAGAAACAUCAUGAAUGUAACCAAUUUGGUAAAGCCUUUUCUCAGAACAGCUUUGCACAGAACUGUAAUCUAAUACAUGAAAGAACACACAAUGGAGAGAAACCUUAUGAAUGUAACCAGUGUGGUAAAGCCUUUGCAAGUAACAGUCAUGUCCGAAGACAUAAAAGGACACAUAUUGGAGAGAAACCUUAUGAGUGUAACCAAUGUGGUAAAGCCUUUAUGCAGAGGAGUCAUCUUCUAAACCAUGAAAGAACUCACACUGCAGAGAAACCUUAUGAAUGUAUCCAGUGUGGUAAAGCUUUUCUAUGUAACAGUACUCUCCAAAUACAUAAAAGGACACACACUGGAGAAAAACCUUAUGAAUGUGGUAAAGCCUUUGCAUAUAACAGUAUUUUUCUAAUGCAUAAAAGGACACACACUGGAGAGAAACGUUAUGCAUGUAACCAAUGUGGUAAAGCCUUUGCACGUAACAAUGAUCUCCUAGAACAUAAGAGGACACACACUGGAGAGAAGCCUCAUAAAUGUAAUCAGUGUGGUAAAGCCUUUGUCAGUUACCGUAAUCUUCUAAGACAUAAAAGGACACAUGUUGGAAAGAAACCUUAUGAAUGUAACCAAUGUGGUAAAUCCUUUACACAGAACAGUCAUCUCCUAAAUCAUAAAAGAACUCACACUGGAGAGAAACCUUAUGAAUGUUACCAAUGUGGGAAAGCCUUUUCACAGAACAGUAUUCUUCUAAUACAUAAAAGAACUCACACUGGAGAGAAGCCUUACAAAUGUAACCAAUGCGGUAAAGUCUUUGCACGUAACAGUCAUCUCCUAAGACAUAAAAGGACACACAGUGGAGAGAAACCUUAUGAAUGUAACCAAUGUAGUAAAGCCUUUAAACGUAACAAGACUCUCCUAAUACACAAGAGAACUCACACUGGAGAGAAACCUUAUAAAUGUAACCAAUAUGGUAAAGCCUUUCCCCAGAACAGUCAUUUGGUAGUACAUAAAAGAACUCACACUGGAGAGAAAUCCUAUGAAUAUAUCCAACAUGAUGAAGUCUAAUGCAUUUCAGGCUAGUUCCUGAAAACAAAAAAAAAACACCCUGGAGAAAAAUCUUAUGAAUGUAAUCAGUGUGCUAUCACCUUUGUACAACACAGUCAUCUCCUAGUACGUAAAAGAAUACACACUGGAGAGACACAUUAUGAAUGUAACCAAUGUGAUAAAGCCUUUUCGUGUAAUAGUAAACCCCUAAGAAUUAAAGAACACAUACUGGAGAGAAACCUUAUGAAUAUAACCAAUGUGUUAAAACUGUUUAUCUUCAGAAUCAUCUUCAAAGUCAUGUAA